AUGAACUUCCCAGCCAGAAGAACUGCCCCACUUAGUCUUCCACCGACUAAUGUGGGACCCAUUUCUAACCGUGCCAACGUUCUUCCUGCUCCCAACCUACCACCCAUCUUUCCGCAAAUGCAUCCUUACACCGUUUCAUACCCACCUCUUUCGCCGACUGAAUGCACACCACGGAACGUUCCGAUUGGGAUUCCAAUGUUUGGACCUGCAUUUGGUCCGCAUCCGCAGUCUGCUUUUGUUGGAGCGCCUGGCUUUCCGGUGCUGCAGGCCAAGGGCGCACCCCUGAAUGUUGUUUACCGCCGGCCUGGUGACGCUGCCGCCGCAUACUACACGUACUAUCCGCCCACCCCUGGCGCCACCCCUGGGUCCGCGCCAGCGCAGGCAGUGCAAGCAGCACGGGCGCCAGUUCCAACUCCAGCGCCAACAUCCGCACCUGCGCAGGCGCAAGCAAACGCCGGCGCGCAGCCACAGCAGCCCAACCAUACCCAGCGCAUUCCAGCGUAUGCGGGUCCUGGCUACUUCCGCUCCGCAGAUGCGCAAGCGUUCCCUGCGCAAGCGCCAUGGGUGGUGCCGCUGGCAACAGGCGGCAAGCCUGCGCACCAUCCGACGCACAGCUGCCCGCCUUCGCUAGGUAGCGCAACACCGCCAUCUUCGGCGCAACCCGUGCGCGGCUUCGUGGAGGUCAAGCCUUUCCAGCGCACCCAUCUUAAAAUCAAAGCAAAGAAGCUUUUCCGGUGCGAUCACUGCGGAAAGGAGUACACAAGAAGACACAAUAUGUUAGUUCACAAGCUCUCGGCGCACUCUGAUGAGAAGCGCUUCGAAUGCAAUGUGUGCCACUCGAGAUUUAAGAGAAAGUCUGACUACAUUAGACACAACAAGGAGCAGCAUACAAACAGUGUGAAGCGCUUUGUGUGCGCAGGCGAACUUGUGGACGGUACAAAAUGGGGUUGCGGAAAGCGUUUUUUCCGCAAGGACCAGCUUAAAAAGCACCUCAACGCCAACAGAGCCCAGUACACGUGUCUCAAAAAUGUUCCCAACGGUAAGCCUGCCUCUAUAGAUGGAAUAACUGUUACUAAGGCUUCUUCUUCCGCCGCUGGCCAUCCUGCGCACGCCGCUGAGGCGCAACCCGCAGCGCUCACCGAGGUGCCGUUGUCCGCGUGA
Molecule: messenger RNA, 1161 nt
Organism: Brettanomyces bruxellensis
Lineage: Eukaryota; Fungi; Ascomycota; Pichiomycetes; Pichiales; Pichiaceae
Exons: 3
Coding region: 1-1161 (386 amino acids)
Source: RefSeq, a predicted model, not a curated record